Messenger RNA from Daldinia vernicosa, 2933 nucleotides. RefSeq lists its product as uncharacterized. The transcript is spliced from 5 exons. NCBI's taxonomy places the organism in Eukaryota, Fungi, Ascomycota, Sordariomycetes, Xylariales, Hypoxylaceae. Gene Ontology annotation, cellular component: nucleus. Gene Ontology annotation, biological process: positive regulation of transcription by RNA polymerase II. The record is from RefSeq and is a predicted model, not a curated record. Bases 705 to 2861 code for a protein of 718 amino acids. Gene Ontology annotation, molecular function: zinc ion binding; DNA-binding transcription factor activity, RNA polymerase II-specific; transcription cis-regulatory region binding.
AGCCCCACAACUAUUUCAUCUUCAAUACCUCCUAGUCACCAGUAUCCAUAGCCGUCAAGCUUGUGGAUUGGUUGUAACUACCGUGAACAGCGCAGCCUGGCCAGCUAAGCCAAGCACAAGUGCAGCUCCGAGAAAUUCCCAAGCGUAAAUACCAUAUCUACCACCUCUACGAACAAUGCGGAAGGGAUUCCCUUCUCCAUUUAUGAAAACUUCGUGUUGAGAAAGGUCAAGACGGACAGCUCAACUUCCUAGGACCAAGAGGGGAGUGUCAUAGGCGUAGAAGACCCUCUCGAGAGGCCACACUUAUCCGACCCAUUGGUUAGGGGAGGAUUCUCUACUCGAUGAGCGUAUUGGGUCGAAUCUUUUUCUCCGUCUUCAAAUCAUCAAAUCAUUAGAACCAGAACCCCUCCACCUGUAACGUCUCUUUUACGGAAGACUGGUUGAGACUAGGCGUUGGGCCAUCAAAGAGGGUUCUCCAAAGAGGGUUCUCUAUACUAGUCGACCAAUUUUCUAAGAUACGCCUUAACUUACAUUUGCCAUUAAAAGGAAUAUAUUCGACGCUGUUAAUUUAUUCAUUGCGAUAGCAUUUCCCCGAAUCGAACCUGUGCCGAGGCGGCGGCGCACGGCUUUUGUACGGAGGGGACUCAAAACCUAGUCGCCCAAGUUAACGCACAUCGAAUACUCCGCUUGACGAAUCCCUCCCAAUGAGUGAUUACUAUCAACAAUACUUGCCCUCAGCGGCGGGGACUGGGGAGUCACCAAACCUCAGCCCCCAAGAUGCCCAAUAUCAACCUCAGCAACAUUCUACACAUACGGGAAACAUCAGUCCGCCCUUAACAACUCCAUAUCAAAACUUAGGAUACUUCACCGGAUUUCCUGACCCAAUUAUGUUUCAGGCUCCCAAAGCCCAGAGCAAUCGAAAUCGCAAGAAAUCUGCGUCGGGGGCAGACCACGUCAAGCAUCGCCGGACACGAUCGGGCUGUUACACUUGUCGAAGUAGACGAGUCAAGUGCGACGAAACUCAUCCCAUAUGUGAGCGCUGUCGCAAAGGCAAGAGGGAUUGUGUAUACCCGGAAGCCUCUUCCGCAAAGGGGCAGGCUAGCGAGCCAGGUUCAUCGAAAGAUACAGGAGCAUUGACUCAAGAACCCAGCCCGAACUCUUCGCAAGACGAAGCGGACGAAGAAGGAGAGAAAAAUGUUCGGCUCGAGCCAAUCAUUGACGAAGAGGAACCUACCGAGGCAUUGUCACCGACCUCGUAUUUAGCAGGACUAAGAAGAACGAGUACGACGUCAACCUCAAACGCUUACAGGACUACGACAAGACAGAGUUCCGAAACGCCUUCCUUGGAGGGCACUAAAAGUGCUUCGCCAGCAAUUUCAACGGCUACUUCUGCAAGCAUUCCGAUUUCUUUCCAGAUUCCAGAUUCCUCUCUUCAGUCAGCCAUCCCCCGCCCGGAUUGGUCUCACCUCCCGACAGACCUACAGUCUCACCUAACGUACUUUUGCGAAAACAUCAGUCACUAUAAUUACGGGUUGGUUAAUGAUACGGACGACUUCUUCCGCUCAAUCCUCCCUAGUUUAGCAGUGCAGACCGGCAACGAAGCUCUUCUAAACGCGGUUGUGGGAUUCUCCGUGUACCAUCGGACUGUUCGAAAUCCCAACGGUAAAAUCCAAGACUUCUUACGAUACUAUAAUAAAAGUGUUACCUUACUACUAAGUUACCUCAAGAGACGAGAGAAGCAGGGUGUUGCAACGCUAUUAACCAUAUUGCAGCUCGCGACUAUCGAGGAAUACCUAGGUGAUUGGGUGAAUCUCAUGGGGCACCAGAAAGCCGCCUUCGAGAUUUUGACCCGGCUGUUCACACCCCAGACAAUCAUGAAUUCGCCUACGUCCCGAAUAUUGCUGACUUGGUACAUUCGAUUCGAUGUCUUCGUAGGAAUGAUGGGGGGAUUCGAAACAAGUCUACCGCGACAAUGGUUCUCAGCAGUUGUACGGUUCUGCCAGGAGCACGCUGAGAGGGACCCGGAGGACGUAGGGAUGAAAACAGAACUCCAUGCUUCUGCUUUACGACUGAUUUCUAGGGAUAUGUCGAUACUCUAUGCCAGAGGCGGUCGGGGCGAGAUAUCGGGUGAUAAUUUCGCCACGGAACACAAUCAUAUAACGGAACGCCUCUACCAAUGGAGAGCCAAUUUAGAUCCUGCUUUGACUGAUCCGAAUUUUCUCGUAACCGAUCUCCCGCACAAAGUCCCGAUAAGCGAAGACGACAUCGUCGAUCCUUACAAGUCAGGCCACCUUUACGAUUUGCCCCUAUUCUCGACCACCGAGUUAAUAGCGGAAUGGCAUUCUAUCCUCGUCAUGCACAAGAGUCAAGAAGCGUUCGCAUUGCAACAGAAGCCAUCAGAUGAGUUAAGGGGUUUGGCAUACGCUAUAUGCGAAAUUUUUGAAGCAGUAGAGCGGUGGCCUUCGGCACCAAACGGCGCCCUCAUUCCAAUUCAGGCCUGUCUCGCUAUUGCAGCGCUUUUUCUACCUCGAGACGAGAAACACCAUAUGUGGUUAAGGCGGAAAUAUGCAAUGUUGGAAUCACUAGGAUACGUUUUCCCGCUUACCAUACGAGCUCGAAUGGCGGAAAUAUUUCGCGAACCUUCUUGUAUACAGUGGUGGCUCCCAAACGACGAAGGACUAAGCCCCGUAUUACGAAGCAUCCGUGCUUUUGCGGACGAACGCAACGCGAAUCCUGUUUCCCAACAGACCGAAUCUCUCCGAGAAAUAAGCGCCAUCUUUGCGAAGAUGCGACUCGACCCCGAACACGAAGGCAUAUCAUCGCCCGGCGGCGAAUCCAAUAGCGGCGCCUCUUCUUACUGAGGUGAUAUAAUAAUAUUGUACUCGCGUGCGUGAGGCCAAGGCGUCACAAGAGAAUCGUAUCGGCAAGAAAGG